This is a messenger RNA of Xyrichtys novacula (pearly razorfish), 9821 nucleotides long. The record is from the annotation of a GenBank genome assembly. Lineage: Eukaryota; Metazoa; Chordata; Actinopteri; Labriformes; Labridae.
AUGCUUUCGCAAGGGGGGAAAGAGUUCAUGGUCCGCAUACGGUUCUUCUGGCGACCGCUUUUCCAGGGUAGGAACCUGCUGCUGACAAACACACUGAGUGCAGGCGGCAUGUUGGGGCUGGGGGACAUCCUGCAGCAGAGCUGGGAGAACCGCAAGAAACCAGAAAAAGUCCAUAACUGGAAAAGAACAGGUGAGAAGGAAAAGGAAGUAAAGACCAAGAAAUUGAUUUUAAUAAGGUUUGCAGUUGAACUUUUGUUUAACUAGGAGGAUCUCUCUGAGAUUUAAGAAUCAGUUUAAAAAAUGUCCUGGCCAAGAUAAACGGCGAGAAAGUUAACAAGGUUUCUGAUAAACAAAGAGCAGAAAAUUAUGCAAACAUAACAAAAGAGGUGAUUAUAAAACAUUAAAAAAACAAAAUACACAAGAAAAGCAAGUCAAGCAUGGAUGUAUCAAGAACAACGUCUACAGGUGUGUUUUCCUUCAAGACAUUCAAAAGCACCUAAAUAGCACCUAAUGAGACCAGAAGUUUCAGGUUGAUUUGUAAGUUAAUGGAGUCGCUUUAUUCUUCUUUAUGAUACAGAGUAGGAGGUUCAACGGAAGCAGACUUAAAAUAGACUUGUCAAUAAGAAUAUGCUCUUGUUUGUGUAUGUGCAGACAAGGAGGUCCAACCAACACAUUCAUGAAGCAAACAGUGACGAAUAGGGGCUUUAUGAACCUAAGUGAUUCAUUAUACAGUGUCCAGAGCAUUAUAGCUCUGAGAAGGGGUGUGCAUGUGUAGAUAUUGCUGUUGACCAGCUCAGACAUAAAAGUGGCAGCUACCAAUCUCCUGAUGGAGAGGCAUGAUUUGAUUUAGAAACAAAAAAGUUUCAAUUUAGUUCUCAUCAGCUGCUUAAUAUGAGCUGUAAAAGAGAGAUUCAUCAGUAGAAUAUGAAGAUAUUUACAGCGACACAAGCUCAUCAUAUAAACCUUGAGAGGUUAAGAUUAAGGCUGAAAAAAUAAGUUAUACAGCUUUCUGACAAUGAAGUCCUUAAAUAAGCUCCACAUGGCUGUUGAUAAUAUCUGACAUGGUUGAUGUCAGGUUGUGUAUAGAUGCUUUCUGUGCCUGCAAAAUGAUAUCCUUUUAGGAUUUUUGGGCCCUUAUUUAUCAGAAUUCGAACCAAGCAUGUGAUUACCGUAUUUUUCACACUAUAAGCCUCACUUCAAAUCCUUUUGGCUUGCCGGAGCACUGCAGCUGUCGUAGCCUCACAGAGUUGUUGAAUGAGUCAAAUAAAGUUUGAUUAUCUGACUGUUUUGGUUGGCUUAAUGCGCUUUUUAACACGGUGCGUCUUAUGUAUGAAAAUAGACGCAUUCAUUGAUGGUGCGCCUUAUGGUGCAAAAAAUACAGUAGCUGCCAUUAAUUUUUUGGUCAAAAGCUUUACUCUAAACAUCAUGAUGAAACAUUUAUUCAGUCCUUUCUAUUUUACUAACAUUUAAGAAACAUUAAGGAGUUGGGAAUCAAAGAUGAACAAAUUUUAAAUCAUUAAUCUGGUCAGUUUAAGGCAAAAAAAAAUAGAAGAAAAUUGUCUUAAAACCAGAAUAAUAAUAUUAAAGUUUUGGAUAUGAUGUGUGCAUGUGCUGAAUUCUAAACAACAGGCUCAUUAUUGUUGAAUCUUUUUUCCUCCAAAGGUCACAUGUUUCUGGUGGGAUGCUCCCUGGGUCCACUGAUGCACUACUGGUAUGGCUGGUUGGACAGAGUUUAUGCGGGCCACGCUCUGAAAACUGUCGGCAAGAAGGUUCUGGUGGACCAGCUGGUCGCGUCUCCGACAAUGGCCUUGUGGUAUUUUGUAGGUGAGAAAAAAAUCAGAAUUCAAUGGCUGUGAGAGGUCUGAUUUCUCAUUUCGCAAUAAAACAUAUACACCUAACAAUGUCUCAUAUAUGAGGGAAAGUGGAAAGAGUAAAAGAUUGUACUAAAAGACCAUUGGGCUGAGACUAAAGGUGACAUAUACACGACCAAUCAGAGGUGGAAAGAUGUAAAAAGUCAUCUGGAAAGAGAUAAACCUGAUAUCUGAUUUCUUGACACUCAGAUGUUUUCAAGAAGUUUGACUUUCCUCCAUCUUCUGAAUCUUAUAUAAAGAUGAAUCCAUGUAAUGUGGCGCUGAUGUUCUCCUUACUGACAACUCUUUUCAUGGCAGGUAUGGAUGUCAUGGAGGGACACACUUUACCCGAGGCAUGGGAGGAGUUUAAAGACAAAUUCUGGGAACUUUAUAAGGCAAGUACAGCUGUUAGAGUCUGACCUGGAGGAAGAUGAACAUCUAAUCACCUUGUGACUCUUUAAGUCAAAAAGUCUUUAAUUUUUUGGCUCAGAGGGAAAGAAAUUCUUUGAUAAAGUUGAAGAUUUUGCUGUUGCUGAUAAUAUUUUUAAAACACAAGGAAUCAUUCAGCUUUUGGAUGCUAAAAUUAGUCGAGACUUUAUUUUAUUUCUGCCAAGGAAAUUCAAAUUUUGGACGGUAUUUCUGCAGUUAUUUUAAGCCCAAAGUGAUUCAAUGGCGUUGCUUUCUGAAACAAGGAAACACUUGUAGAUAAGUUACUGGGAAAAGUGCAUCUCAUUCAGGAGAACAAAACAGAAACACAGAUGGACAGUGUAUCCUUUCACAGGCUCUAACUCAACACUUUAGAUUUACCUUGUUACUGCAUCUUCAGCUUGACUUUCUUUUUUAUCUGCUGAUUUGAAUCCAUAAAUAUUUUAAAGAAAUAAAAUUGAUGCAGACAUGUUUCUUCACCCUAGAAUCAUCAGGCAACACUAAAAACUCAACUUAAUGUGUCUUAAACGACGAUUCCUCUGACUUCUAUCCUCCUGGAGAUGUUUGUUCUGAGUAAUCGACCCAGGUUUGUUUAUGCUAACUCACGUUGUUCUUUUUAACAGGCUGACUGGUGUAUUUGGCCUGCUGCACAGAUGAUCAACUUCUACUUCCUGUCUCCCAAAUUCCGGGUUUUGUACAUGAAUUUUAUCACCUUAGGGUGGGACACUUACCUGUCUUACCUCAAACACAGAGUAAGUCCGAUGAAAUGAUUAAGGGAUAGUCUCUGUUUUAUCGAAGACUGUGUUUUUUAAAGACCGAAGCCAAACGUUUUAAACUUUAAAACUUAUACUCCACAGAAAUGUAGUGCUGAAACUGAGUAUAAUAGGAUCCUUUUGAGCGUUUUUCUACUACAGUUUAGAUCUAACCUCUCCACCAGAUCUCUGCUUAUGUUGUUUUUUUCUUGCCAAAGUUUUCUACAUAAUUUGAAAAUAAAAUGGCAAACUGAUGAAUGUUUUUGGGGUCUGUUGUGUUCACAGGUGGACCACCCCCUCACUGAGGCAGUAUCGGACAGCAGUGAUGUGGAUGUACAGCAGGAAGCACUCCCAGCUCCUAAACAACUGGAGGAGAAAGCGUAGAAAUCCAAUUCACUGUCAUAGGUUCAGCUCAAAUGAAGAUUUUGCUGCAAUCUACUUAAUUUGCUUUUAGUUUUUUUUAUUUAUUACAUUUCUGCAAUUUUAGAAAAGACAGCUGAAGAGAACCACAGAAAGUGUGGAAUAAAGAGCGAGGGAUGACAUGCAGCCAUAAAGCAGCAGCUACUGCUACAAGGACAGUAUCCUCAGUUUAUGGGGCGUGCGCUUAAAUUGCCAAAUUAAUGUUUUCAGCUUUGAAAGUGUGUGUGUGUGUGUGUGACUGUGUCUGAGCUCAGAGGAUUUGUGGAUGUUGAAGUCAAAGUGCUGGACCACUUUUCCCUUAAUGGCUGCAUCUUAAGUGUGUGUCAGUGGAAGGUGUUUGUGUUAUUUAUGUCUGAUUGUUGUGCAAUCCCUUUAGGAGCAAUCAGGGAUUAAAAGCUACUUCACUGCCAGCCAUGGUAAAGCAUCUGAUGGGAGUGAAAUCCUUUUUUUAAAUCAACAUCAGCUCGUGUUACUAACUGUCAGUCAACCACUUGAUGAAUAUUUAAUUUGAAAAAACUGAACAUACUUUAUUUUUUAUGUUGUUGCGCUGUAAAAACCUGAUAGAGUAGCAUUCCUCGCACUUCAGUGUAAUUUUUUUCCUGUUUUGACGAUUAGUAAAAAUUGUUGAUGUGAAUUACAUGAUAUGUAUCAUCCAGUAUAAACUUUGCCUUAAUAAGUAGAGCAGUAAUAGACUGCUUUCAUGCCAAAAGUACCCUGUCAGUUCAUUUCUCUGCUGAAUAACUGCAUGAUUGUCCUUUCUAUUAAAAGAUCCUCUAUAUUUUUAUCAUAUCAGACUGAACGCUCAGCUGUACCUGGUUUGUAAUAUACUUAAGAUGUUUGUUAUUUUAAAAGGUGCUGCACUUAAACUCUAGAGACGGUUAAUUUGACUUUUACUGUGUAUAUUUAACAACUAAGAUGUCAAUGAAGUACUGUGAGCUCUGACAGGUUAGAUUAUUUGUGUGGUUAUUAAUAAAAUCUGUCAACAGAGAAGAAAUCAGCAGAGUUUAAUGAAUACAGAGUAUGUUUUAAAGUUUCAUUAACAUCAACCGUUGUGGUGCGACUGUGUCGUAAAGAUUGAUUAGGAACAUUUUCAUUGAUUACUGCUGAGAAAAGAGAAACAUAAGCCAUGAAGGUGUUUGAUAAAGUUUAAACACUUAUGAUUUUGUUAUUAUUUUUAUGGAAGUUUUUUAAAAUUUCAUGACAAACAGUGAAAUGAUAAAUUGUCAGAUUAAAUUUAUGAAACAUGAUUAAAUAUAAAGACUUUGUUUCCAAACUAUUUGAGGACUUUUGUGUAUUUGAUUAAUCCACAAGAAAGUGUUUUGUGCUAAAAAAUCUCCUCCUGCCUCCUUUCAAACUUUCAAACAUAUCACUCACUGUGAUUAUUAGCAGUGAAAAUCAUAAAAAGGGUUUUUUUAAUGAAGUGUCGUUAAUGGCAUUGUGGGACACCCAUCUCCUGGGUAUCUUUUAUAGGAAUCAGGGAUAACUAUAAAGCAAUUAUCAGUUUGCUUUUCUAAACUCAUAUGUUUCAUUAUCAGCCAAAACUCCUUACAAGAGCUCUAAGAGAACGAAAUCUCAACAAGGCUUAAACAUGCUGCUUAUUUUUUGAAUUCCUGUGGCAGGACUCACCAUGUAGCAGCAUUGGUACUGGUACAAAUGUAUUGAUACAUGAUGAAGAGCAGAUAUCAUUCAGGUCGACUGUAAAGUCAGUUGGUCAAAUAUUUGGCUGUAAUAUUGAUUUUGUUGUAUUAAAAUGCAAGUGAUGAGUGACAUAACUGGUGUCUUGACUGGGACUUGUGAUAGACCUAAAGAAAUGUGGUGUUGGCUGUAGACAAAUUUGGAUUUACAGUCAGAGACAAACUGGAGUUCAGAAGGUAAAUAAACUCACGUGAAGGUUUCUGGUCCUCACUGCAGCUGAAGGCGGUCGUUCGAACACGUGUACGGUCCUGUAGUGAUCACAUGGAGAAGCAGAAGGGAUAGCUUAUGAUUCUGAAGCCGUGUUCACAGUACCCUGGAGGUUUUCCUUGCUGUGGAUAUGAUAGUUUUGAACCAGCAGAUGAAUGAACAAGUCUUUUGAUCAAGUUUUUGAAUGAGCGUUUCCCGUCCUGCACUAAAAGAGUUAAACUGUCCUGGGAAACAGUGAUGCACUAAGCACAUCUUUAUGGUCACUAUUAUGUUUGCUUUAUGAUGUACUUUGUCAUUCAGUGAUACUGGUCAGAUACUUGUACAGGUGUUCAACUUCACCUGGUUUCCCAUGACAAUAAACUUCAAGCACAUCCUAAACUGUCGAAAGAUUAACCUCCAACUAAACAAUCCAUCAACUCAAUAAAAGGAAGGUUUGAUCUCUGAUAUAACUACAUAUUAAAUGUGUUUUCAGUGAUCCUUCUGCAGUCGUUUGUAUGAAGGUUGAUGAGUGAGAGCAAAGGGACACAGGCCUGAGGGGAACCCAUGGAUGUGUGCAGGAGGGCUGAGAGCUUUUGAAUGUGUUUGAUGAGCUGAAGAUGAGUCUUUUUGUUUGUCUCAACUUGUUGUGUAUGUUUAUUUUGAAACCACUUUGUUUAAGGUGUGGCUACAAUGUCUUUCACUCUCAUUGGGUAACUAAAAGACUUUCUUAUAGACUUUGUAAAUUGGUUCUGUUCAGUAAAAUUUCAGUAAAUAACCCUGAAGCUUCUUCACAGGUGCCAUAAAGAGGUUCAUCUUGCUGCAGAGCUGAUUCUUUUCUCUCUUCGAUGAUAGUUGUCUCCCUGAGCUCCAGACAACAUGCUUCCCCAGCUGGGUAGAGAGUUUAUGGUGCGGAUACGCUUCACCUGGCGAACGAUGUUCGACAGCAAGUACCUGCUGCUCACCAACACCGUGAGUGGAGGAGGCCUGCUGGCGCUGGGGGACUGUGUGCAGCAGAACUGGGAGAAGCACAAAGAGCCAAGCAGAGUUUACGACUGGAUGAGGACAGGUGAGGGAAGGAGGAAGGUGGUGCCAGGGACUGAAUGUGUGUAGAAACAGCUGUGCAGUAUUUCUCUCACAUUAAGACUCCAUAGCUGCUUCAGAACCUCAUAUUCUGCAGAAACUUAACAAACAGGGUUACUCCUACAGCACUUUUGAUGACGAUGAUGAAGGACCCUAUAGUGGUAGAGAACAAUAGAGGAUGUCUGCAGGAGCUGUCUUUGUACUUCUGCAAAACUUAUCUGGUUUCACACUCAGCAGAAUUUAACAUCGUGUGGCUUGUUGGACAGAAAUUGCGCAAUAAACAACAUAUUGAGCAAUGCAUACAAGCAAGGUGGAUCAUGACACAGUGUGACCGCCUCUUUUAUCAUCUUUGCAGACACGCAGUAUGUUAUAUAAUCGCUUAAAUGUACAUGUGACACAUUGAUCUCAAAUAAUGCACAAUUUCUUGACAGUUUUUAAAAGAGAAGAGUCAUAAAUCAAUACUCUUUUUGUUGUUUCUGAAUGGGAUUUAUCAUCAGUGAUCAGAUAAUUUGUGUUGUUUAUGUAAGAUCAAACUUAUCUUGUCAUUACUUAAACAGUUUAGUAGUUUCUCUCUAAAUGAAAUAUUGGUAUUUCAUAUCGUUAAAUUACCCGAGCUUUGGCUGACCUCUAUGAUUAAAAAACAAACUCCUUCGAUACAACCCUCUGACCUGAUGAAUUUUCAAAAGGAAAGCCAAACCUCUGCUCCCCCGUCCUCCUACUUUCUAACCCAUACUUAAUGAAACCAGGUCUUUUUCAAUAUUUGCACUGAACUUUUAAUGAAAGACACAUUUCCAUUCCUCUCUUAUGUUUCCUUAAUUAUUUCCCCCUUCAGGUCGCAUGUUUGUGUCCGGCUGCUCCAUGGGUCCUCCCAUGCACUACUGGUACAGCUGGAUAGACAGAAGAUUUGUUGGAACGACUGUGGGCAUAGUCGGCAAGAAGGUUCUGGUGGAUCAGGUGUUCGCUGCACCCGUGAUGGCGUUGAUGUAUUUCGUAGGUGAGAUAAAAAUUGAGUUUACUGACAGCAGGACGCCUGUGCAAGUAUACACACUUUGAGAUCUGUAAGGGAGUGAGUUCAAACAGUUUCUGUGACGCACACAAUCAUAAGGCAGUCUGAUGAGUCAUAGGUCAGACUGAAAGAUGUCAUACCAAAAUGGGUUAAUACAACAGCUGCUUUCUUUAAAAGCAGGGGUGGGUCGAGUUCAAAGGUCAUCCAGAGAGAUAAGCUUGAAUGACGUCUGACUUCUCUUGAAACUCCAACCUCUGAGCUUAUCUGGAGUGGUUCUAGAGAAUUGUAGCGCUGACGCACGAUGACCGACAACUCUGUUCAUUGCAGGUAUGGAUCUCAUGGAGGGACAGGGUUUCUCCAAAGGAUGGGAGGACUUUAAAGACAAGUUCUGGGAGUUUUACAAGGUAAGAGCACCUCACAAGAGCUGACGUGAAGAUGAGUAACAGCAGAUAAGCUGGUUAACCAAUCAGGUCUAUGACGUACAAGUCAAUGGAACUGUCCCCCAAAUGGUGAUAUACUGAGAAGUUUUAUCUUUUUCUAUCUCAGUUUGACAUUAUAUUAAGCAAAGAAUAUUGUCAAUUAUUUGGCAUAGCUGUAGAUUGUGUUAUUUCAGCUAAGUUUUCCCCUUGAAUAGCGAACACAGAGUAUUUUGAUCAGGCUGACAUAUUGUGUGCACCAUGGGCAGUGUAUGCAAUAAAAAGCAGUGUGAUCCAAACCCGUACUUUGAAGACAAAUCCCAUUUUGUCCCUCAGAUUAUUUAAUUUAACUUCUUGAAAUUAGAGAAAGUCUGUUUCUAUUACCAAGAACCAUUUGUGAUGACAGUAGUUGUCUCUCUUUGUUGGCAUUGGGUCGUGACAAGUAGCAUGAAAAGUCACUCAUUCAACCCCACUUCAAAAGUAAAUAUUAAAAAACUAAUGAGGACAAACUAUCCCAGUAUAAACCCUCACUUUAAGCCAAGUUCUUGACUUGCUUAAAGGGUAAUGAACAACUUGCCUGCAAUCCUCUUUUUUUCAGCAAAUAUACCCUCAAAUUUUAGGUUCUGACUCACAUCCUUAGUGUUUCACACGGUUACAAAAUUUCCCAAGAAGUGCCAAAAGGUAUGGUCUGAUGCCGUCAGCAAAACCACAUCGCCUGCAAAGAAGGUGGCAUACAAUCCUGUGGUUUUCAACUGAAAAUCCGUCUCACCUCUUAUUCCUCUCUGACUUCACAUCCUGUCCAUUAUCAUCCCAAAAACAACCACAAAGGAGGCCAACAUCUAUCAAGAACAUAUUUCACCUCUUCGUUUUGGUUACAGAGAGAUCAUAUCUAAAAUUUCCACCUGUUUUUGAGGCUCAAUUAGCCAGAACCUCAGCAAACAACAUAUAUAAACAUUUCUGGGUAAUCUGAAUACUUUCCUGUACGUCUUUGUAACCUAAAAAGAAAGUUAAAAUAGCCCAUCAACACCUUAAACCUUGAGCUUCCUAUCCUGACUAACUGACUAGUCAUAAGUCAAGAAUAAAACUCGGAGAACAGUAGAAGUUCAACAUAUUUAUCACAGUGAGAUGCAGUCUGUGGAUUAAAUCAAAUUGAUCCUCCAAAUUCGGCUAACAUUAGCAGAGCUAGCACCACCAGCCCUCAGUGUUCCUGACAGGUUAACAUCCACAUACCUGUGCUGCUGUUACACAUUGCUCCAGUUAAUUAGUUGUCUAUUUAACCACACAUAGCCUGCACUCAGCUUUAUCUCAACAGACAGACGUUGCCAUGCUAUGAAUUUUCUCUCAUCUUCGCUUGUAUUCAUGCAGGUGGUACAGCAUCAAACCAUUAUAGCAGCAGCCAUUGAGCAGAACUACGGUUAAUGCUCGGCUAAGAUACACACGGCAGCAACAAAUGAUGAGUAAUUCCAGUGCCAGCUACCAAGGGUGGCACUGCUAAAUGUGCACACCCUAACCUUUUCUUGAACGCAGUAUUUGUUAUGCCUGAGAAAUCCAUUACCUCACCUCCCAUCCCUUGAGAGUGUUUGUACUGGGUAAUCUACCCACGUUUGCUUAUGCUAAUCAGUUUUAUUUGUCUACAGGCAGACUGGUGUGUUUGGCCUGCCUCUCAGAUGAUCAGCUUCUACUUCCUGUCCCCCAAAUUCCGCGUCAUGUAUGUCAACCUCAUCAGCCUAGGAUGGGACACUUACAUGUCCUACAUCAAACACAGAGUGAGCACCAGUUUUAAGUUUCUCUCAAGUGUCUGAUAAAGUUUCGUAUGAGCUUGGUGUCUUAUAGAAAAGUGAAGUGAAAUUAAUCUCAAUUUCUGUCGUGUUUCCAGGAUGACAGCCACCACAUUACUGAAAUAUCAGACAGCAGUGAUGUAGACCCGCAGCAGGAUCCAUCUAAACCUCUGGAGGAGAAAGCUUCAGAGCUCCAGUGUCAGUCGUGUUAA